Mytilus californianus (California mussel) is the source of this 11497-nucleotide messenger RNA. Its product is annotated as nuclear receptor coactivator 3-like. Gene Ontology annotation, biological process: cellular response to hormone stimulus; positive regulation of transcription by RNA polymerase II. Gene Ontology annotation, cellular component: nucleus. The coding region runs from base 855 to 6266 and encodes 1803 amino acids. The transcript is spliced from 22 exons. Gene Ontology annotation, molecular function: protein dimerization activity; nuclear receptor binding. The record is from RefSeq and is a predicted model, not a curated record. NCBI's taxonomy places the organism in Eukaryota, Metazoa, Mollusca, Bivalvia, Mytilida, Mytilidae.
CACUAGAAUUUCAGUCAUUGUCAUUAACAUUGUUGUAUUCAGUCUAUCCAAAGCCAAGUAUGGCAGAAGGUGCUCAUGGAAAUUUUUAAAGAAUUUUGAAUUAUUCUGAAAAAUUUUGAGCAUAUAUAUACAAUAUACUGUAUAAGAGUCUAUAGAAAACAACCAAAAAGCAUAGUUAAUAGGUACUGGAUAGUCCGGAAUGGAGGAUACUGCAUACAACAGGAAACAAUUUUUAAAAGUGAUAUUGUGACCUAAUGGGGAUCCUCUACUGGAGCCCCCAAGAUAUGAGGUUUAUAGUUGUAUGAUUUGAUUUAACCUUAAAAUAGAGGCAGAAGAUAAUUAGGAGACAAUAAAAAAUCAUAAGUUGAAAAACAAAAAAAAAACAAAAAUCUACAAACCCCUCAAUAGAAAAUUUUUAAAGAACCUCAAAAAAGUACUGUUGGAGAAACCACGCAAAUUAAAAAUCUUAUUUCUUAAAUUCUGUAUAAUUUUAAAAGAGUUCAGAAUUGAAAAUAUAACAUUACAAAAUGUUGUGAAUAAAACUAGGUCUGUUAGUGUCAAUCAAUUUAUCACUUUAAAUAAUCCACAAGAGUUACUUCCCCUUAUCAAGGAUUUAUCAACAACAUGUGUUUACUGAACUGUACAUAAGAUCAAAUGUUAGUUAAACUUUGACAACUCUUGUAGUGUAUGUGGGAGACAUUUGUCUUACUCUGGAUAACAUUUUCAUCUAAUUAACAACAUUAUAUUUCCCUGUUUUGACAAGAAACAAGUGCCUCAAUGAAAGACGAAGACGAGACAAAGAGAAUACAUAUUUUGAAGAGCUUGCCGAGUUAAUCUCAGCAAGUAUCACGGACAUGAGCUCCUUCUCGGUGAAGCCGGAAAAGUGUGCAAUACUACAGGAGAGCCUCAACCAAAUAAAACAGAUCAAAGAGGAGACUGGGAGCUCAGAAGCCGUUCAACAAAGUCAAGUCUCAUCAAGCAAACCUUCAGUAUUGGCUAACGAUGUUCUGGGACCACUUCUGUUAGAGGCUUUGGAUGGAUUUUUGUUUGUUGUAAAUGGUCAAGGCAAAGUUGAAUUUGUAUCAGAAAAUGUUGAUCAAUACCUUAAAUACACCCAGGAUGACCUUGUUGGCAAGAGUAUAUAUAAUAUUAUCCAUGUCGGAGACCAUGCACAAUUCAGUGGCAGCCUUCUGCCUAUGUCAUUUGGAAGUGUAAUUUCUUGGCCAAACGACACUGUUGCUAAAGGAAGAACUUUUAAUUGUCGUAUGCUUGUAAAACCACCAUGUGAAGAAAUUGAUGAUGUCGAAGUUAAACAAACAUAUGUAUCCCAAUAUGAGAACAUGCAAAUAUCUGCCUUACAACAGCCUGGUGAAAAAUUCUCUGAAACUAGUGAAGGUUCAGUUGGACAAUCUUGUCUAGUGUGUAUUGCUAGACGACUUUCUAUAACAGAGAAGACUAAUACCAUGCUGGGCAUUGAACAGUUUACUACGAAACAAGAUACUAAUGGAAAAAUACUCGCAUUUGAUACAAGUGGAAUAGCACCAGGAUCUCAAAGUUGUCCAGAUUUUAACGGACAAAACAUUCAAGAAUUUUGUCAUGUUAAUGAUGUUCAAAAUUUAGCCAAACAUUUCCAAGAAGUGUUGAAGACUGGAUCUAAUACAAGCAGUGUGUACAGGUUCAAAUUUCAGGACAAUAGAUAUUUCUUUGUACAGACAAAGAGUAAGAUUUUCCGCAGUGACAAUUGUGAACAAGAUUUUAUUUUGUCCACCCAUUCCAUUAUUCGUGAGUGUGACUCAGAGAAUGAACUCAAAGGCUCAGCUUCGACAAGUCUUAUGAAAUCUAUUAUAGGACAAUCGCAAGUUGCAGGAACUCGUAGCAACCAAAACUUGUCUGGAAUAUCGUCACAAAUGGCGGCAUUAGAAACACUGGCAUACUCACAGAGUUCAAUGAACCCUAACAUGGGAUUAAAUAAUGACUUACAUUCAAUGGAUGUGUUGAAUUCAAACAGUAACCAUGGAAACUGGGAUUUAUUACCUUCAGAUUUUGAGGCUGUAAUAGGAAGUUCGAAUAUGAAUUUCAAUAAUUCAAACUCAUCCAGUAAUAGUGUUAACUCUUGGAGUGAUAUGUCUCAAAUGAAAUUGGCUCAACAACAACAACAACAUCAACAACAGCAACAACAGUUGUUGACAAGAACGAUGCUUGCGAUGAGUAAAAGCAUUCGACCGGAAAUGUUGAAAUUUCAACGAGGAGGGUCAUUUGACUCAAGUAGUAAUAGUGGUCAGAAAAGUCCACGAUUUUCACCUAGUCCAGGACCAAGAAGUGCCCCAUUUCAGGUUCCAAGUCAGAGGGGUAUGAUGGGAUAUCCGAAUCAACGUAGCCCUGGAAGUAGUGUAGGUGGCAUGAUGUCUAAUAGGAUGUCUCCAGGUAUGGGAUAUCCUCCACAACGGACACCACCUAUGUCAAGUCCAGUGAGUAUGACACAGGCUGGAUGGAACAGACUACAACAAAAUAUACACCAACAACGGGAAUUUCAAACACCAAACAGCUUGCCACCACUGAUGUCACCAGGGCAACAAGGAGGCAUGAUGGGUAGGACUAGUGCUAAUCCGUCACCUUCACCUCGGAGUAGUUCCGAAUUUCUGUUUUCAAAUUCUACUCAGUCCAAUGUCGAUAAAAGGACUAUACGAGGCGGUGGAAAAUUAAGUGAACUUUUAAGUCACAGCUCAUCUAGUGGUUCUCUGAUGGUUCGGACUAAUUCUAGAGAUAGUUUAUAUGAUACCGACAGGACAGACAAUAAUAGUGUGUUAUCUCCCCUUGAUAGUCACCAGUCCCCACAACCGGGACCAGGAUCACUAAGCCCAACGGAAAAACCACAGAGUACAACAUCACACGAUGAUAUUGAUAUGUUGCGGAAGGGGGACGGAAAAAAGACGCAAAAAAAUAUCAUAUUAAAACAAUUGCUCAGUCAAGAUGAGUCUUAUGAAGAUGACAAGGACGAUAAAUCAAUAGGUGACACUGAUAUGAAUGAGGCAGAGGCCAAAAAACCAAAUGCCUUGUUAAAGCAGUUAUUAAGUGACCCUGGAGAAGACAAAGAUAAAAAAGAAAAAGUUAAAGACAAAGGCCUCCAAAAUGGAGAAUUACUUCAGUUUCUGUUAGCAGACGACAAUAACUGUACUACCUCUGCACCUGCUGAAAGUACUAGUCAAGAUCAUGAUCUCUCAACACGACAACGCCACCAAUCUGCUCCUGAAGAACCACAGUCCACUACAUCAACGCCAUCUACCUCAAAGUCAAGUACACCUGUAUUGCCUCAUCUUCCACAGCGACAACGUCACGCUUCAGUAGAACAGUCAACAUUUAACCGGCCAUCGUCUGUUGGCUUAGAAACAGUCAAAAGACCAACCGAUACCUCGAAUUUUAUUGUUGAUAAAAAUUUGGACAAUUUCUUGAAUUCACUAUGGGAGAAGGGAAACGAGACAAAUCAAAUACAACCUCAGAAGAAACGAAAAUUAUCAUCUUCAGAAGUGGAUAGUACAGGAGAUCAAGAUCAGUCUAAUCUUCCAAACAAGGAAGGCACAAAACUAAUGAAAGAAAAUGCUUUGUUAGCAAAAUUGUUGUCAACAAAAGCUAAUAAAGAAAAAAUUGUUAAUACAGGCAUAUCUGGGAACUCUAACCCAUCAGCAACACCACAGAGCAGACUGACAAAAGAUGUAUCACAGAAACUUCUGAGUGUUAAACCAAGUUUACCAUUACUUUCUAAAACACUAUCCGAUUCUAAAGUAGACUCAGGAUCAUCCAAUACCAGUACAGAUUCGUUCUCCGUUGGAAGUAAAGAAAUGGGACAACUAAAAAACCUUAAUCAAACAUCAAGUCAGAACAAAAUGAAUGACAUGUUAAACAGUUAUAAUUCCUCGUCCAAUAAUAUCGGACAAGACGAUAACAGUCAAGACACGUAUGAUAGUUUACAACGAAUGUUGUUCGAUAGUCAGUCUGACAAUGUUAUGGAAUUCUCCGAAGUUUCAGAAUCUUCUGAUCCCCUGCUUAAUGAAAUUUUACAACAAGCUGAAGAUCUCAAGCAAGACUUAACUACGCCUAAAACACCAUCAUCAAGUAGAGGGCCUACCCCUGCAGUCAAUAAUGGACCGUUACAUGAAAAUGCUCCGCCAGUGUUAAGUGAUUUGGACUUGCUAUCCCAGUUUGAGCAGGUCCUAAAAGAGAAAAAUGCCUCACUUGACGAAAUUGAUCAGCUUUUAGGAAUAAGUAAUCAAGCAAUGGGUCAAGCAAUGGGUCUUAAAUCUGGUGGCCCCAAUGAUAUGAUGGCAAUAGAGGAAAUUCAGAAGGAGCUAAUGCGUGAUGAGCCUAUACACACCAACUCGGGCAUGCCCAAUCCUAUGAUUGCACGAGCAUUGCAGGCACAGAGCAACAUGAAUAGACAGAGCUUCAUGCAGAGCAUGACUGCUAUGAAUCAGGUUCCUGGGAAUGGAAAUAUGGAUAUGGGAUUCCAACAGAUCUCUCCUCCUAAUCCUCAACAGGGAUUUCAACAACAACAACAACAAAACUUUGGCCUUCCGGGGCCACGCCUUCCUGGGCCUCCAGGGCCUUUAGCAAGUGCCUUGAGUAAUGGUAUGCAGCAGCGACCCAAUUUUCCAAACAGUAUGGCCAUGCAGGUACGGCAGUCCUUGCUCCAGCAGCAGAAAUUGAAAGCCCAGCGGGAAAUGGAGAAGAGACGUCAAGCAGCAGAACAAGCCAGAAGACGAGCACUGAUGCAGGCUCAAUUGUCCAAUAAUUUUGGCUCGAGGUUUCAACCUAAUAUGGAUGGAAAUUCAAUGUCAGUACAGCCGUUCCCUGAAAAUCUGGCUGAAUUAAUGAACAGUGGUAACGCCCCAAAUGUUACACUACAGAGAAACCAAAGUAUACCAGGUCCAAUGUCGCCAAGAUUCAAUCCCAAUGUGAUGCCCCAAAACCAAGGGAUGAAUCCCCAAAUGAUCGGACAAUCCACUCCAAACUCCCAAAUGUCGCCUCAUUUUAACCAGCAGUCACAGUGGAAUAUCCGUCAACAGGGAUUACAGAGUCCCAUGGGAAUGUCACAGGUCGAUCAAAUGACUACACAGAUGAACAUGCAGAGACAUCGGUCAUUAUCAGGAGGGACUAGCAACCCAUCACGGUUCCAGUUCCCUGAGGGACAGUUUAACAGUAAUAAUAGUAGCCAGAUGGGGAUGCUGCAACAGCAAUCUUUAUACUCUGGUAGAAUGAUGAGACAGAUGAGCAUGCCAGGUCGUGGCUCUCCGAGAACAUCGCAGAGUCCAUUUGGAAAUAGUCCAGACCCUAUGUUAAUGUCUCCUAACUCCAUAUCGCCUAACAACUCCUUACGACAGUCAACGAGUCAGAUCAGUCCAUCUUAUAACCAAACAUCUGGCGUGAUGUGUGUGCCAUCGUCAUCGGGAGGGAUGGGAGUCCCAUCGUCAUUAUCACCAGUGCAGAAUAUGAAUCAAGGAAUUAAUUCAGUAGCUUCAUCAAAUAAUGGAUUCGGUGAUUAUGAGAUGCAGCUUGAUAUAGAAAAUAAAAUGAGCAUGAACAAAUCAGACUUCGUCAAGCAGGAGUUACGGAAUAUAUGUACCGCACGAUCGGAAAAACAAAUGCAGCAGAUAAAUCAACAUCAUACAUCACAGUCCCUCUCCUUACAAUCACCCCAGCAACAACCUUUAACCUCACCUCAUUCUCAACAGAACCUAACCUCACCACAUCCUCAGCAACAACCAAUGACAUCACCCCAGUUACCACCAUAUUCCCAACACCAACAACAACAACAUCAACAGCAGCAGCAGCAACAGUCGGUGACGUUAGAUUAUGAUUCAGAAAUACCACUUGAUAUUUUAGACCAAAUAACUGAAAUGGCUAAAGACCAUGGUGUCAUGACUGGUACGGCUGGUGGUGGAUUAAAUUUGGAAGAUCUCAAAGAGGAAGAUGUCCUGAAGAGGAAAAGGGAGGAGGCGAAACAAGUUUAUGAAAAAUUCCAAGCUCUUGCUAAAGCCGAGGCCAGGAUGGAUCAAAAAGAGGAAUCAAAUGAUGUGAUACCAAGCACAAUAUUUAGGAAACAAUUAAUGACUCAAGUAAUGAACAGUCAGAAUCAGCCUUUAUUACAGAGGUCAACUAGUAUAGAUACCAAUCAGGUUCAAGUGGUUACUAAGGAACCAAGGACAAGUGUUGAUGACAUGAAACCGCCAGACCACAAAAAUAGUUUACUACAACAGUUACUGUCCGAAUGACGACAGCUUUAAUUUAGACGCCAUUUUAUAUUAAUAUAAGUGCCAUCUACAUUAUCAUAGCAUCAGACAGAUGUGUUGAUGUUAUACAAACAUUACAGGAAUAUUGACUGAUAAAAAUCAGCCUGUUUGUUAAUGUUAACAGCUGUUCUUGAUUUGACGUGUUAACAUUUCAUCAGUGUGUUAACAAGCGUCAGCAGAAAAUCUACUUCAAUGGAAAAUCAAUACAGAAAAAACAAUGAAUUCAACUAACUGUAUUUUUUUCCACUUAAUAUUGAUUAAGCAAAAGGAAGUGCUAUUUGAAAAAUAGGUCACAGAAACCUUAAUGUGGAGAAAAUAGGUUCAAGUGACCUAAAUUUGUGAUAUCAAUUUGUGAUGUGCACUCAUAAAUGACAGUUUAAGUGCACUUUACUGAAGAAAAAGACAUCUGAGAAAAUGAUGUCAAAGGUUUGUGAUUAGGCCAGUUAUUUUUUUGUAUGAAAUCUACCAUAUGGUUGCUUCUUGUAAAUUGUCCAAUACCAUAUUUGGUGGAUAAAAGGAUUUUUUAAAACAAUACUACAAAACAGUGAUAUUAUAACUUGUAGUGAAAAAUAUUUGUGUAUGUUUGUUAGAAUGUCUUUAUAUUCAACAAAAUUUGCAAAUAUUUUAGAAACCAGACUUUUCGUGUACAGAUCGAAAGAUGGAAGAAUUUUCAAUGCUGUAUAUGUUUUUAUUGGGUUGCACAAAGUGCCUACAAAGGAAUAACCCAGGGACAUUUUAUUAUUAGCGCUAGAUGACUAUUUUCGUAUUAGGAAAGUUUUGACCUAGAUUUUAACCCUAUAUUGCAUGUAUAGAGUAUAUAGACAGACUUUGUUUUUGUUACUCGUUUAAGUUUUAUGUUUAAGAAGAUGUUAAUAACUUAGAGUAGUGAUAAAUGGAGCAAAACGUUCUGGUGAUCUCAUUAUAGUUAAACUAUUUUACUGCUCAAAUUAUUUACGCAUGUUGAUUGCCUUUAAGUCGGAAAUGACGAUUUUUAAACCAUAGUUCUGGUCAUUAAAUAUCAGAUUCAGGGAUUUUUCAAUAAAAGGAUUGGAUUUGUAUUAAAAGAACACAUAUUUGUGAUGGUAUGAAUUUUUGUCAGCCGUUUGCCAGUAUAUCUGCACAUUAUAAUGUGACUAAAAAUAGGGCCGAUUUUGAACCUGGCAGCUUUUAUGGAGUAUGAAACUUAAUGAAGGUCAAAGUGCAUGAAACAGGGAAGGAAUUCAUUCGUUUCAUUUUGUGGGAAUAAAGCAGAAAGGAUUGAAGAAAUCAGAAAAGUUGAAUCAAAGAAAAUAAAAGUUCAGUGGAAGGAAGGAGGAUUUUGAUGGAUCAUGAUGUGUAAAUCAAAAUGGUUAUAAUGAUACAACGAAAAGCUGGAGACAAUAAAUUACAAACACGGGUAAUAUGUCAUAGUCCCAUAAUGGAAACUACAGUUGUGUAACCAUGGUUACGAUACAAAGUGAAAGUAUUUUGCUUCUUCACUUGACAUCAAUGUUGUGGACUAUAAAUUUGUAAAGGGCAUAAUGUAAAUGAUUUAAUAUGUAUAUGAUAGAGGUCAUGAAAUAUUCAGUCAAGGUCAUAGAAGUGAUACAAGGUCAAAAAGCAAAAUAUCUAAAUUAUCAAAAAGACAUAUGGAAUAAAACUUUUUAUGUUAUUUGAUUUUCCUUAUGUACAAAGUGAGGUAAUUCUGUUAUUGUUGACCUUGACUUCUGUGACGAUUUGUAUGGUCAUAUUAAUUCACAUUUGCACAUAUAUCAUCAAAUAUUGUACACAUAUUCAGUGAUUAAUUACAUGUAAAUGAAAUAUUUAUCAUGUGUUGUUAAUUUCUCUGUAUAUAUAAUGUACAUAAAUAUUAACUGUAUAUACACAAUAUACACAAAUAACUGUUAUCAUGUAAUAUGUAAAGUAUAUUUUUGUUGGAUUUAAUCAUCAAUAUGUUGUGCUAUAACAGGUCAGUAUAAAAACUUUGUCCAGUUUAGACAAAAAUUAGGUUAAAUUCAAUUUUCUCUCUUGUAAAGUUAUCCAAAAAGAAAAUUCAAAUUCUUGUGUCAGAUUACUGUUUAUUAAACAAAACAUAGUGCUUUUAUGGUCUUUUAAAAUAUAAUAAAAAAAGUUUUCCUGGACAAUUUUUUUAUAUCUGACAGUCUCAUUGUAAAUAUCAAUUUUGGAGCCAUUCCACUAAAAUGGAGACAAAACUAUUGAAAAUAAGGCCAUUCACCAUUAAAGUUUUAGGUCCUCUCAUUCUAUUCCUUUUUUUUUAAUCAAUUUCUUCGAGUACUCAGUUCGACUGCAAGUGUUUUACAGUAUGAAUAUUAGUUCUUCUUGCUAGAAGUCACCAUAUAUAUUUUCAUAGAGAACAGAAAAGAAAGUGUUCAGCAAAAAUUAGAAUAUUUUCAAGGAUUAAAAUCUAAAAUUUGAUUUCCUUCAUCUAAUUGAUGCGCAUACAUGUAACUUACAUGUUCUGUCCUUGAAAAAUUACCUCUUCAUUGAAAAUAACCUGUUUUAACAGAAUCCUUUUUAAUGUUGGCUGUAAGGUUAAUUUAAAAUUAUUAAAGCAAUACAAAUAGGCUUAAUUAAGUAUAGUUGACUGAUGAACAUGUCACUUUUUUUGCAACCUUGUUGUUAGCUGUUUCUUUAACCUGUAACACUUUCAAGCAAGUGCUUUCUCUAAGCCAUUGCGAUUUUUUUGGGUAAAGAUUGCAUUCAUGUAAUCAAAACCCUUAUGGGACUGGUUUGGUAGUUAUAUUUUCCAGACCUCAUCGCUACUUGUAAGGGAACAAAAAACAUAGUGCAUUGAGGUGAGCAUUCUUUACAUUUUAUCCAUGUACAUUUCGAUUUAAUUUAUCAAUGAAAUAUAUACUUAGAUAUCCAAGUAACAAAAUAAUGUGUAUUAGUAUAACCAUACUUGUCAUGAAAACUUAUUUAUUGAAAAUUUCCAUAAGGGAUUUUAUCUGAUCUAAAAAUAGUCAUUACAGGUAAUAAUAACAGUGGAGUUAUCUUCCUUUGCUCAUAAUUGAGUUGAACAAACUGUAUAUAUAGACAAAUAAGAUAUACCCACUUCAAAAUAUUGCCUUCUUUUGUUAAUACACUGCAAUUUUAGUUCACACUGCAAAAUGAAUGCAAUCUUUACCUACAGUGCUCACAAGCACUUUGAUUUCUAAACAAAUGUGAUUAUUGUUAACACGGGUAAGCCAUUUAAAAAAAUAAAUGCUCAAUUUUUUUCUCUUAAACCCUUUAACCUUUAACCUUUAAUAUGGAGGUGAUAGAAGUGAAAAUACCGAUUUCUGUGUGCAUAAUACCAUGAUGAGGUCAUCUUGAGACAAAUAGUUUCAGAAGCCAAAUAACAUUGUUGCAGCCAUUUUCUAAAGUUAAAAAAAAGAAAUGAAAUGUUCUAAAAAAGAUUGAAACCAAUGUGAACAAUGCAGAAAAUGUCUUAAGAGAUCUUCUAUAGAAUUUAAAGGCAAGCUGUAAAAUGUGAACAAUUCUCCGUUUCAUAAUUUAAAAGAUUAUGGGUAAUUUUCACCUAGAUAAGAAUAACAUCACAUCACUGGUUGAGUUUUGGUAUACCCUUUAACAAAUAAUACCCAGAAUGCAUUAGAUUCUGAAAUGGCGAACUGAUGCCUCAUUGUGGUGUCUGGAAAGCGAUAUAAAGUGCUAUCUUCUGUUAAGUUUAUUGUUAAUGAAAGUUUUAUUAUUGUUUUUUCUGUCAAUUGUACUAAAUCUCAUAAUAAAUUCUAAUGUCUGAAAAAGAGAUCUUUUAAAACGCACACUUAAGGUGUGAAAGAGUAGUAAUUGAUGAAUUAAACCAAGAUAAAAAGAUGAAGAUAUCUUGAACACAAAUGAUAAAGAAGGUUUAGUGUAAUGCCUAUUAUCAUUUGAAUAAAUUCUUGUAAUUAGUUUAACAAAUUGUGUAACAAUUUUUAAUAUUUUGUUGAUAUUAAGUAAAAAUAUUGGUUAAGGAGUUAUAACAGAUUAAAAAUGGAGUUAUCUACCUUACUUGAUGAAUACAAGGUUGUAAUGGUUGAUUAUUGUAACUUUUUAUUGCCUUUUUAUGAUAUACAGUGGUCCUCAAAUGAAAUCACAAUCCCUAUGAAUGUCCUCAAUCUGGUUACCAUCCCCUACAAGCAUUCUCAAUCUGGUUUAUGAAACCAGUAAUCCUUAUUUUUAUUAGAGUUUUGAUUAUGUCCCCUGAUUAUUUUUUUUUAGUUCAUAAAUGAAAUUUAAUUCAAUAAUUGUUUAUUACUUAAGAAAAUGAAAUUUUGCUUAAAUUUUUGGGAAACUUGACUUCAAAUAUAUACAUCAGGGAACGUUAAUUUUAAUUCAUAAUUUGUUCUACUCUUGCAAUAAGUCUGUUACAGACUUGUGUUCUUUUUAUGAAAAAAAAAUGAUUUUAAUGAAAUUUAUGACUGUUUUCUGUGAUAUCUCUAUUUCCAAUAGAACUAAAACAUUUUCCUUAAAUUGAUACAGAUUGACUUGGCAUAAUUUCAUUGUGAAUUAUAAAUAAUAUUUUGCAUAUGAAAUUACUUUUGUGGCACUGUGUUUUUAGCUAAGUCAUUAGAAAUGCAUGGAAGUAAAUUAAAUUCCCCAAGAGUUUUAGCUACAAAGCUGUGUUUUUACCAUUUUUAUGAACAGAAAUGUAAAUAUAUUUUUACAAUUUAAAAUUGGUCUAAACUGUGGUUCACUGUAAUAAACAUAAUAAAUUUCUGCAUUUUAAUUCCAAACGUAAUAAAUUUAAUCUGGAAUAUUUUUUUUAAUUUUUAAAUACAUUGUAGCUAAAUAAUUGUAUUAUUGAUAUGAAAUUUAAAUAGCAAAAGCCUUUUAGAUAAACAAAUGUUUCUGUUACUCAACAUUUUAAUUGUUUUAACAUAUGAGCCAAUCUUGCACUAGACUGGUUUUCUAAUGGACUGGUUCCCUAACAAUUUGAUUUUAUUGUGGACUAUUUCCUAAGGAUAGGUCUUUUCAUUUGUGUUAUUAUUUUGUUAUUUACAAAUAACUUUGUACAGAAUGAUGCUAUUUCUUUGUUAAACAUGUUAACCUUGACAUUAACAAUAUGUUAAUGUGAUGACCUUGACAUUUGUUAAUGUGGUAACCUUGACAUUAUUAUCUGUUGGUUUAUUUGUUUUCAUCAUUGGUAAGACUGUGUUAAUACAGUUAUAAUCAUCCUCCUAGUUAAUGGAUUCAGGAAAAAAUAACAUUAAAAUCAACUUGAUAAUAUA